AUGUCACCAGAGCUUCCUCCUCAGUGUCCUGGCCCUGGUCCAGGGCUCCCGAAGAAGCUGCGGUUUGGGGCCAGCCAGCGGGGCAGGGUGGCGGCUCCAGCUGCGGACGCGGGCCACGCCCUCUUGGACGAGAACACACCCCCAUUUCCCGGGGCCCACAGAGCCACGCCUGGCCCGGCAGCCAAACAGCAGGAAGGCAGCUUUGUACGAGAGAUUGUGCAACUGCCAGAGAAGCCGAGGCGUGCAGCGGUGAGGCUCUCCGAGUUCUCAGCAAGUUCUCAUCUAUUGCGUUCGCGACAGCAGGACGCCACUUUCGGGUGGCACUGGUGCCUCGCUCUGACAGAGGGGCAACGUGUCUCUGGGGAGUUGGAGAGCCCGGCUCCCUGCUGGGCGCGGGAGGGAGGAGGGGACCACGCCUGCAGCCCCGGGCAGCGGUGGCGGCACUGGCAGCAGCCCCUCCUGGCAGUGCCUAAUGAGGGAGAAGUUUCCAGCACCACCACUCACGCUCCUGGCUCUGCCUUCCUGAGGCCUACUCCAGUUCCCAUGCCCUGGUGGAAGAACCUGUGGAGGCCUGGCCCAAGAAGAGAAUUCACGGGGCCACCUCCAGACACAGCCUCUCCUCUGCCUCCUCUUCACUCGCCUCUUCCAGCCCCACCCAGCUGCUACAUGGGAGGCAGUGCCCAGGGGAGCAUUGCAGUUUAGAUCUAAGAUGUCCUCCCAAACUCUCAUGUGCUCACAAGCAAAGUUUUUGGAGGUGAUUGGCUCAGGAAGCAUGAUACUCAUCAGUAGAUUCAUCCAGAAUGAGUUCACAGCUGAGUAUCCUUUGAGGUAAGGCCUGGUGAGAGGUGCGUCCCUGGGGGUGUGGCCUCGAAGGGUGUAUCUCUCUCCCUGACUCUUCCCAUUGCUCUGUUCAUGACCACCAUGUUAUGAACAGCUGCCCUUCACUGGACCCCUUCUACAAUGCCGUUUCUGCCUCUGAGCCAGCCAACCAGGGAAUGAACCCACUAAAACUGUGAGCCAAAAUAAACCUCUCUUCCUUUAAGUUGCAGGUGUCAGGUAUUAUGUCUCACUCACAAGAAAAG
Fukomys damarensis (Damara mole-rat) is the source of this 1082-nucleotide messenger RNA. RefSeq lists its product as uncharacterized. NCBI's taxonomy places the organism in Eukaryota, Metazoa, Chordata, Mammalia, Rodentia, Bathyergidae. The transcript is spliced from 4 exons. The record is from RefSeq and is a predicted model, not a curated record. Bases 1 to 702 code for a protein of 233 amino acids.